AUGCUGCCUGGCGCAGCAUCCGCACUCCGAACAGAGACCCAGCUCGGCGAAGAUGUUCUGGACGCGGCCACCACGAAAAAGUACGAGACACUGUUGGAGAAGAAAUGGACAAGUGUUGUGCGGUUACAAAAGAAGAUCAUGGACCUGGAGUCCCGAAAUUCUGCUCUGCAAUCCGAACUAGACUCUCUCACCCCCGACUCUCUCUCCAAGCGCAACAAAGACCCGGCAUCCUGGCUGCCCAAGGCCCCGCCACGAUACACUCUCGAAUCCCACCGCGGCGCCAUCAACUGCAUCGCCUUCCACCCCGUCUUCUCGUCCGUUGCCACGGGCUCUGACGACUACACCAUCAAGAUCUGGGACUGGGAGGUCGGAGAGCUUGAGCGAACCGUCAAGGCCCAUACACGCGCCGUGCUAGACGUCGAUUUUGGAGGACCCCGCGGCAACAUCCUCAUGGCCUCGUGCAGCUCCGACCUCACCAUCAAGAUCUGGGACCCGCUCGGCGACUACAAGAACAUCCGCACGCUGGCAGGGCACGACCACAGCGUCAGCGCGGUACGCUUUAUUCCGUCGACGGGAAACUGGCUCGUCAGCGCCAGCCGCGACCACACCCUCAAGAUCUGGGACGUCAACACGGGCUUCUGUUUGCAGACGCUCCAGGGCCACACGGCCUGGGUGCGUGACGUUGCGCCAACCUACGACGGGCGGUACCUGGUGUCCACGGGCGACGACAUGACCGCCCGCCUCUGGGACAUCUCUUCGAGCCCCCGCGCCGAGGUCAAGGCCACCAUGAUUGGCCACGAGCACUACAAUGAGUGCUGCGCCGUAGCGCCGCCGACGGCGUACCCGCAUUUGGCCGUGCUGGCCGGCCUCAAACGGCCACCACCUGCGGCCAGUGCGGCCGAGUUUAUGGCAACGGGUUCGCGCGACAAAACGAUCAAGCUGUGGGAUGCGCGGGGCAUCUGCCUGCGCACGUUGGUGGGCCACGACAACUGGAUUCGCGCCAUUGUAUUCCACCCUGGCGGCAAGUACCUGUUGUCCGUGUCGGACGACAAGACGCUGCGGUGCUGGGAUCUGAGCCAGGAGGGCAAGUGCGUACGCGUGCUGCCGGCACACGAGCAGUUCAUCUCGUGUCUGCGGUGGGCUCCUGGCAUUCCCAAGGGCCCUGCCCUCGAAGACAGCAACGGCGGUGCAGGCACUCCCAAUGGGGAGAUCAACGGUGGAGGCACGCCCAACGGCAAGUCGGCGGCAGCAGGUGCAGCGGCAACUGGCGCCGAUGCGCAAAUACGGUGCCUUAUUGCGACAGGAAGCAUAGAUAUGACACUCAAGAUCUUUGCCAAUUGA
Molecule: messenger RNA, 1341 nt
Organism: Sporothrix brasiliensis 5110
Lineage: Eukaryota; Fungi; Ascomycota; Sordariomycetes; Ophiostomatales; Ophiostomataceae
Product: 1-alkyl-2-acetylglycerophosphocholine esterase
Exons: 2
Coding region: 1-1341 (446 amino acids)
Biological process (GO): mRNA splicing, via spliceosome
Cellular component (GO): U4/U6 x U5 tri-snRNP complex
Molecular function (GO): U6 snRNA binding; protein binding; U4 snRNA binding
Source: RefSeq, a predicted model, not a curated record